AUGACACCACCCCCAAAAACGCCUCUUAGAGCUCUUAGUGCAACACCACCAGCACCAGAAGAUGACGAAAUUCUUCAGAUUGCAGCAAUGGAAGUGGAGCAAGAGGAAGAAUUACAGAACCGACGACCUAUAGAACAAAUGGAUGGUGUCAAUGGGUCAAUGGGUCAAUGGGUGCCAAUUACAAGCGGUCACAUAAAGAAGCUGAAGGAAGCUGAAUACCACAAAAUGGGAUCGGUUGCUCAGGCUCUUAAAAAGAAUUUAGUAAAGAUUGAAGGAAUAGCAAGGCAAAAAUUGAUAAAUUGCAAGCUGAAGCAAGAAAAUAUGUCAACUACAAGUUUGAACCAAAAUGUAAUCAAAUCGGUAAUCGAUUUUUACAGUAAUGAUGAAGAAAUGAUAUUAGCAUUAAAUUAUUAG
This is a messenger RNA of Clunio marinus, 414 nucleotides long. The record is from the annotation of a GenBank genome assembly. NCBI's taxonomy places the organism in Eukaryota, Metazoa, Arthropoda, Insecta, Diptera, Chironomidae.